AUGUCUCACGCGCUCCUCCCGCUUUGCUCACGCGCUUGUCUCGCUUUGCUCACACGCUCCUCACCCGGCCGCAGCACAGCCGCUGUUGUAUCCCCCCGCUUAUUCACGCACGCCUUCUGCGUCUCAUCGCGGAGCCUGUCACAAACAUCUACGCGCGGCUCCUCCGCCACGCGCGACGUCGCUGCACAACGCUCAUCGGGGCCCGCAUUCAACGUCAUGAUCGCGCGGCUGCCCCAUCUCUUGCGCGCACCGCCCAGUCCCAACGACGCCUGCCCGCCGCCACCCGACCGUCACUACCGUACGCUAUGCCUGGAUCCCCGCUCCGACGGUCCCAUUCCUCGGUAUGUAAACUUGCUGUCGUGCGAUUGUGCUGAUGUCGAGAGGCGGCGCGGCGGUCAGCGGCGCGAACUUUCAAUUGACGAGGUGAGCGCGGACGUGGACUCGGACACCAGCGCUGAUGCGAACGAGCGCGGAAUGAUCUUUCAGGUGCGCACGGCGGCCUACGACGGACACGCAGUCUCAGACUGCACGUACCCACGCAAAUAUGCGGACGACUCAACAGCGCGUACCUUCGCAGACAUCCGGACGACUCGCCGGUCGUAUGCGCUGCUCAUAAGCCGCGUGAACGUUGCCGCCGCCGCCGCCGCCGCCGCCGCCGCCGCCGCCGUCACCACCACCAUCGAUUGCUGCGGGUAUGGUCCGCCAGCAUGCAUCAAAGAUCACAAUCAGUCGCAAGCACGCCUCGGGAAGACGGGCACGAGUACAUACCGUGUCCGCGACACAUCUCGGGGCGACACCGCACGCCGUCACACACUUUUGGUUACAGUAAGCAUCAGCAUCGUGUCGCCUGGUGAGUACACGCGAGACGCACCGUGUAGGUAA
Molecule: messenger RNA, 882 nt
Organism: Postia placenta MAD-698-R-SB12
Lineage: Eukaryota; Fungi; Basidiomycota; Agaricomycetes; Polyporales; Adustoporiaceae
Exons: 1
Coding region: 1-882 (293 amino acids)
Source: RefSeq, a predicted model, not a curated record